GCAAUUCAAUUCUUUCUUUACCCUCUUGCUAGUUGGUUCUCUUCUCUCAGUUGCUCUUUGAAACUCGACGUUUUAAAAUAUGACGUUAAAAGAAAACGAUACUUUGCAGUCACCAUGGGACCGAAUAAAAGUCCACUUAAGUGUCAACCGAGCGCUCUUACCUCUGAAGGCCGUGAUGUUUCUGUUCUACGGAGCUUUUACCGCUGUGCUUCUGCCCUACAUAACUCUUCACAUGCUUCAAAUUGGAAUCACCAUCGAAGAAGUCGGAAUCAUUUAUGCAGUUCUUCCGUUUGCAUCUUGUCUCGGUCCACCGGUUGCAGGAAUGAUUGCUGAUAAAAUAGGCAACUAUAAAGCUGUUCUAAUGGGCAGUAUAAUCGCCACUGCCGUAUUUCACACACUGCUGUUGACAGUUGAUGCCCAUGGAGCAAAACCAGCAAAAUUGAUGGCCAAUAGCAGUGAACUGCCCGCUAACACGAUAGCCUAUCUCACAUGCGACCAUGCAAGAGAAAUCUUCCUGGAAGUGCCAAAAAACUGCGCAAAUGAUACAUGUCAAUUUGAAAACCUUCUGCUAACCGACCAGCCAAUGAUUCGAUUGAUCACUUCCGAAUGUACCAAAUCCUGCAACGGGCAAACAAAUAACACAAAUUCUUGCCUAAUGACGAGCGAUGCCAGCGAUUGUUACCGUAUUUCGGAUGAUGACGUCCUUUUACAACUCGAACUGCAAAACCAAAGCCUGACUAAAAUAAACCCAAAUUUCUGUCGGUUUCCGAUCAAUCAACUGCUAUUAUCGAACUCCACGCAUACCACUCUGGAUUGUGAUUGCCCCGUUCAGUGUCCGUUGCGAAUUAGUCAGACAUGGUCUUCCACAUGUUCCACGAACAACGAUACUUCAUCGUCCAAGGAGGACGAAUAUGACUAUGCGAAACACAGAAUUGGAUUUUGGCUGUAUCUCGUCGUACGUAUCCUGGCGACAGCAACGCUCGGCACCAGCUUCACGAUGCUCGAUGCCACAACAAUAUGUCUAAUCAAGAAAUUUAAAGGGCAAUUGGGUCGGCAAAGGCUCUUUGGAGUUUUAGGGUCUGCCACUUUUGCCAUGUUAACAGGAAUAUUACUGGACUGGGCCGCCAAACUAAAAAAUGGUUUUCGAGAUUAUGCCACAGUUUUCUACUUUACCGAUGCACUGCUUGUCGUUGUGCUCGUUUUGUUGCUUUUUGUCGAGGUGUCGGUUGAAAAAUCAGAAGGAAAUCUUUUGAGAAACACUUUCAAAUUGUUGCGAUUGAUACAUAUAGACAUAUUCAUGGUAAUGAUGCUUCUAUUAGGCAUCUUUUGGGGUUUCUUAGAAGCUUUUCUUUUUAUCUUCCUUAUUGAGCUGAAAGCAUCCAGUUAUUUACUAGGAUUCACAGUGACAUUGGGUGCUUUAGUGGGUGUACCCUUCCUCUACGUGUCGCAUAUUAUUGUGAAGAAAAUUGGAAAAUUGGUCGUUUUGAUCACCGCAUUUUUCAUCUACAGCGUUCGUUUUAUUGGAUAUUCCUUCAUUAGGGAUCCUUGGAUGAGUCUACCGUUUGAAGCCCUUGAAGCGGUUACCAUUCACUUGAUGGGUGUUUCUUGUUCUAUGUUCUGCGCUCAAUGCGCUCCUCCGGGCCUACUGGCUACCCUUCAAGGAUUGGCUGGUUCUUGCCACUAUUCAAUAGGAAGGGGUACGGGUAGCUUUAUUGGUGGUAUUCUUAUUGCUAUCCACGGCACUAGAAUCACUUUCCGCAUAUUUGGACUAGCAGCUGGAAUAUGCGGAGUUCUUUAUGCGAUCUUGUAUUGCACUUACAUGCGAAAGAACGAUAAAUUUCAAACCCGGAAGCCUCCAGUAACCGAGCGCGAAGAAAAAAAUCCGGAAGUAGUGUUUCACCCCUUGCAACAAAUAGACCAACAAGAUGAUGAAGAAACGAUCAAUAGGAUAUGUUAACGAUUCUCAUUUUACAGCUACGAUUUUAUUCCCAGUUUAUCACGAAAAAAGGUUUUGCGUACCUGGGUAUGGCCAACGGGGUAAUUAACUUGAAAAUAAAGUGUGUUAACGCAUACAGGCUGCGCUCACUACAUGUAGGCAGUUUAAACAAAGAUAGAAAAUGCAUAGGUUAAACUUAACACAAUCCUUCACAAAUUUUGAUCAAACGUUCAAGCUGAAGUUUCAACAGCAAAGGAUCUCCGUCAUUCUCUAUGUAGAGAUCCCAGUCCUGAAUGUGGUCUAGUCCAUUUUCAGAUUCACUAUCAUCUACAACAGCU
This is a messenger RNA of Daphnia carinata, 2274 nucleotides long. Its product is annotated as major facilitator superfamily domain-containing protein 6-A-like. The transcript has 12 exons. The record is from RefSeq and is a predicted model, not a curated record. NCBI's taxonomy places the organism in Eukaryota, Metazoa, Arthropoda, Branchiopoda, Diplostraca, Daphniidae. Bases 80 to 1957 code for a protein of 625 amino acids. Gene Ontology annotation, cellular component: membrane.